Messenger RNA from Knipowitschia caucasica, 246 nucleotides. NCBI's taxonomy places the organism in Eukaryota, Metazoa, Chordata, Actinopteri, Gobiiformes, Gobiidae. The record is from the annotation of a GenBank genome assembly.
AUGGUGGGUGUGGAAGGGAGGACCACUACUCUGUCUGUCACGGGGGGGGGGGGGGGGGGGGGGGGGGGGGGGGGGGGGGGGGGGGGGUGGGGGGGCAUAAAACAUGACUACAAUGAGCUCUGCAAAGCCAUCUGGCAGAAUACUCAGAUUACGGUGCCUCCGGGACCCUCACCGGCAGCCAUGGCAGUCAAACAAACUCACAACGAGCUUGCGGACUGCUACUACAACAGGUUGAGACAGGGCUAA